Molecule: messenger RNA, 1945 nt
Organism: Acipenser ruthenus (sterlet)
Lineage: Eukaryota; Metazoa; Chordata; Actinopteri; Acipenseriformes; Acipenseridae
Product: TBC1 domain family member 2A-like
Exons: 4
Coding region: 456-806 (116 amino acids)
Source: RefSeq, a predicted model, not a curated record
GCCUGUACCUCUGACACCCCCAGCACCUACAGUCCUUUCAGCUCCUUCAGUUUCUUCAGUUACAAACGAGUCUGCGCAGGAAGCAAAGACUGGAGGAAAGAUUUCUCCAUCAAGCAGCAUGAACAAGAGGGAGAAGAAAAUGACCAGUUCUCUUCAGCCUUCUGGGGAGAAGGUGUCAGGAAAGGAGGGGAACCCCGUGGACAAACUAUCCAGACUCCAGCACGAGGUGUUCACGCUCACUGAGGAGCUCAAGUCACAAAAGGAGCUGGUGCGACUCCUUCACAAGGCCCUGGAGGCAGCACAGCAGGAGAAGAGGACCAGCAAACAGUUCCUGGCAGCAGCAGGGGAGCAGGAGUGGCUGGAACUGGUGCGGCACAAAGAGGUGUAUCACAGACCUGGACGGCCGCCUGGAGGCCCUGCUCAAAGACAAGGAGGAGCUGGAGCAGCGGCUGGCCAUGCAGGACUGCCAAGUGAAUGAGCUGCAGCAGCACGUGCAGCUCAUGAUGGAGAAGAACAACGCCAAGCAGGAAGUCAUCCUCAAGCUCUCCGAGCAGGUGGCCGCCUGCAUGGCUGACCCCCAGCGUACCGUAGCCAACUCCAUGGGCACAGAGACCUUCUGCAGGCUGCACGAGAAGAUUGAGCACCUCAAGGACGAUAUAGAGGCGCACAAGAUCCAAAACAAGUUCCUCAACUCUGAAAUCUACCAGCUUACUAAGCUGUGGAGGAACAGUUCAGAAGAGAAGGGCCUCCUGAUGAAGACACCCUUAUCUAGGGCGACUUACAAUUGUUACACAUGGAGAGGCUGACAGCCGAGCUGCUGGAGCUGGAGAGGAUACAGGAGGAGUUUGUGAAAGAACAACGCAAAGACAAGGACCUGGACACUGCUGUCUGCGAAGACGAAGAAGUAAUACAGACUGCAGUUAGCUUGCAUCACACGUCCUGACGUUUUUGAAAAAUUACACAUCACUGAUACUAUUUAAACUAAUUUGUUUGCCUUAUUAUUCCCUGCUGUGGAAUAUAGUGGGGCUUACAUAUUGUGUAUGUCACACAUACAUCUAACUGUUAUCCUUUGUCUGUUGUUGAGUAUAUAGGUAUGUCAGGCUUACAUUUUUACAUGUACAGUUCGGCUCUUAUUUUGUAAUGGCGCGUGAUGUACCGACAUACUUGUUUUAGAGUCAACAAAUUAAGUUUACCAAACCUGUCAAAAUGCAGAAUAUUAAUGGAAAUAGGUGUGUUGGUAAUACACACACACUACAUCUCUGAAUGCUUGACUUCAAAUCCAGUUUAAGUCACACAUGAAAGGAGUAUGGUGGUCCUAAGCCCUCGGCUUCCACAUCACAAAACCAACACACAGUGCAGCACAAUUGGCACAAAGGAUAAACCUGUUUCUUAUCUCAUAAAACAGCCUUUUACUAUAAUUAUCAUCUGUCAGUCUCUGAAUUUCUUCAAUCAGCAGUUCCAUUCCACUCAGAUCAGUUCAGUAAAUUCAUUAUUUUGUAGUUUCCCAAGAAAACAAAAACUCAUUGGAGAUUUUGAAAAUUAAUGUCUUGAAAUGUGAUUAAUUUAGGCCAGGGUAAUCUGAACAAGUACAGAGAUUCCAGUUACUUUUCAGACCGGCAACCAGGUUCCAGAUUUUCUAAACGAGACUAUCUCUGAAAUAAACUUAUUUUUUAUGCAUUGGUUGUUUGUUUAUAUUCCUGUAAAUUGCAUAGUUCAGUUAUUGCUAAGUUAAGAGGAAGACGUUGCUUUGUUUAAUUAUGUUAAAUUGUAUGGCAAUCCUUCAUGAUUUGCAUGAAUUCACUUAGGUUUAGAGGUACAGUUUUAAUUCAUGUACCUCUGAUAAACCUAAACUAAGUGACGAAAGCAAAAACACAAACGUUUUUUACUUGAGCUUGAAAAGGAAAAAAUAGGAUGAAUACAGUGCUAUAUAUACUGUGUGUGUGUG